AUGUCCACAACACCUUUGGUGUGUGAUAGCAUGGGCAUUGGCAUGCAAGGAUGGCUGGGUAAUAAAUCACCAAAUGCAGAUUAUGUCCCUGACCCACACAUUUUCAAUGACCAGGACCUUCAAUUCCAAGCUGAUGGUUGGUUUGGGCUGGUCAACUGCUUUCAAUGGCCUCAAACAUAUGAGAAGGAAUAUGAAUAUUCAAUGUGUGUUCCCUGGAAGGAUGUGCUCCCCACUCUUGGUAUUGUGUGGGACACUCUUACUCCCAGUGACUUCAUUAUUCCAACUGGCUCUGGAUUCACAGUAGGCACCAUUCAAGAGGGGAAAGUCAAGGAUUUUGAGGAUACAGGAAGUCAUGUGUAUCCAGGUCUGCUUGGCUCAGCACCAGGUGAUGCACUUGUAGCACCACCCCCUCCUAUAUUGUGA
Molecule: messenger RNA, 423 nt
Organism: Pisolithus orientalis
Lineage: Eukaryota; Fungi; Basidiomycota; Agaricomycetes; Boletales; Pisolithaceae
Exons: 2
Coding region: 1-423 (140 amino acids)
Source: RefSeq, a predicted model, not a curated record